Molecule: messenger RNA, 2778 nt
Organism: Megalops cyprinoides (Indo-Pacific tarpon)
Lineage: Eukaryota; Metazoa; Chordata; Actinopteri; Elopiformes; Megalopidae
Gene: setd3
Product: SET domain containing 3, actin histidine methyltransferase
Exons: 13
Coding region: 92-2011 (639 amino acids)
Biological process (GO): peptidyl-lysine monomethylation; peptidyl-lysine dimethylation; peptidyl-lysine trimethylation
Molecular function (GO): transcription coactivator activity; protein-L-histidine N-tele-methyltransferase activity; histone H3K4 methyltransferase activity
Source: RefSeq, a predicted model, not a curated record
GUGGGUGAAGAGGAUUGAAUUCCAGCCUGACAGGAGGAGCUGCAAGAGUCAAUUCAAUUGGAAGCUGUUCCAAUCUCUGUCCAGCCCAAAUAUGGGGAAGAAGAGCAGAGUGAAGACCCAGAAAUCGGGAACAGGGGCCACAGCUGUGGUCUCCCCCAAAGAGAUGAUGAACCUGAUCUCUGAGCUCUUACAAAAGUGCAGCAGCGCAGCCCCGUCUCCGGGAAAGGAAUGGGAGGAGUACAUCCAGAUACGCGGCCUGGUGGAGAAAAUUCGCAAAAAACAGAAAGGCUUGUCUGUAGUGUUUGACGGAACGAGAGAGGACUACUUUCCAGAACUCAUGGCUUGGGCUGCAAAAAGCGGCGCGUCCUGUGAGGGAUUCGAAAUUUCGAGUUUUGCUGAGGAGGGCUACGGUCUGAAGGCCUCAAGAGACAUCAAGGCAGAUGAGUUAUUUCUGUGGAUCCCCAGGAAAAUGCUGAUGACUGUAGAAUCAGCCAAGAAUUCUGUCCUCGGCCCUCUGUACAGCCAGGACAGGAUUCUGCAGGCCAUGGGGAACGUGACCCUGGCCUUCCACCUGCUGUGCGAGCGGGCCAACCCGGCCUCCUUCUGGCUGCCCUACAUCAAGACCCUGCCCAGCGAGUACGACACGCCGCUCUACUACGAGGAGGAAGAGGUGCAGCUGCUGCAGUCCACCCAGGCCAUCCAGGACAUCUUCAGCCAGUACAAGAACACGGCACGGCAGUACGCCUACUUCUACAAGGUCAUACAGACCCAUCCGAACGCCAGCAAACUGCCCUUGAAGGAUGCCUUUACCUUCGAUGACUACAGAUGGGCCGUGUCGUCCGUAAUGACUCGGCAGAACCAGAUCCCCACCGAGGACGGGAGCCGGGUCACCCUGGCCCUCAUCCCGCUCUGGGACAUGUGUAAUCACACCAACGGACUGAUUACGACCGGUUACAACCUGGAAGACGACAGGUGCGAAUGCGUCGCCCUGCAGGACUAUAAAGAGAACGAACAGAUCUACAUUUUCUAUGGGACACGAUCCAACGCGGAGUUCGUGAUCCACAACGGUUUCUUCUACGAGGACAAUGCCCACGACCGGGUUAAGAUCAAGCUGGGAGUGAGCAAGAGCGAGAGGCUGUACGCCAUGAAGGCCGAAGUCCUGGCACGGGCUGGCAUCCCCUCGUCCAGUAUCUUCGCCUUGCACUGCAGCGAGCCCCCCAUUUCAGCCCAGCUCCUGGCGUUCCUGCGGGUGUUCUGCAUGACUGAAGAGGAGCUGAAGGACUACCUGGUGGGUGACCACGCCAUCAAUAAGAUCUUCACUCUGGGCAACACGGAGUUUCCGGUCAGCUGGGAGAACGAGAUCAAGCUGUGGACCUUCCUGGAGACCAGAGCUGCGCUGCUUCUCAAAACCUACAAAACCACCUCGGAGGAGGACCGCCUGCUGCUGGAGAAGCCCGACCUCUCCUUCCACUCCCGCGUGGCCGUCAAGCUGCGCCUGGCCGAGAAGGAGAUCCUGGAGCGGGCGGUGUCCAGCGGCCGGGCCAAGCGCCAGCACUUCCAGAAGCAGCUAGAGGAGGGCGCGCCGCUGCCCAGGUACGAGGAGAGCAACAUCUCCCUGCUGGAGAACUCCGACUCUGACUCCAAGCUGCCCAUCAUCCUACGCAAGCUGGAGGAGACGGAGGAGGCGGCGGAGGAGGCGGAGGAGGAGGAGGAGGAGGCGGCGGAGCGGGACCUGAGCGUGGCGCGGGCGCUGGCGGAGGUGCAGGCCGGAGAGGGACCGGAGGAGGCCCUCCUCAAUGGGGAAAGGAAGGCGCCGCACAACACCAAGCCAGAGCCGCAGCAAGCCGGAGACAAGGCGGAGAACGGCGUGGGCGACAAGCCGGAGAACAGCGAGGGCUGCAAGCUGGAGAAUGGUAAGGGUGACGAGAUGGAGAACGGCGACAGCGCCUCGCACGACGUCGACCAAAGUGCCAAACGAACUGGAGACGAAGCCAAAGACGAUGGUAACUAAAACCACACCAAGCAGAGCGCCACCCUGUAGUUCCCUCGUUAUUUAUUUAUUUUUGUCUCUCCAAGUGACUUUAAGAAAAAAAAAAACACAAAAAGGAACAAAAGAAUCAGAAACUGAAAAGGCAGAACUUUUCACCGUCUGUUCGUCCCCCAUGUGGCUUAGUUACGUGUGCGCUGCAGACAGAACCGUACAGCUUAGCGCUGCUCUUAUGUCCUUAACCAAGCCCUCUGACAUUGUUAACACGUGUUCUGUGUUGAGUUUUUAACAGUGCCACACUGUUGCAUAAUGUUCCUGCUUAUAGAGAGAUGUGGGGAAAUUAUAGGAAAAUAUACUUAUUGGCUUUAUAUUCUUAGUAAAUUUUGAUUUUAAAGGUCAGCCCAGGUUAGACCCAAACUUGGACCAAACUGGUGAUGCCCUGCUCAGCCCUCUGAUCCAGGAUCAGUUUGCACUGCAGUUCCUCUGGGAGACCAUGAACAACUGAGCAAAGGAGAGAAACAAAAGCAGCAGUAGAUUGUUCGUGGUUGGCGGUUGGCUACAGGUUUGGGUUUAAUGACUGCUUUCAUUAACUUAUUCAGUCAGGUUUUGCAGAGUUAGGCAAGCUUUUUUUUUAAUAUACUUUUUUUUUUUCACCCCACACGUAGAAUAACUGAGUGGAUGAAUGUAUCUUGAGCAGAAACCAACAUCUGUUUUUCUGUGUCCCUCAUGCCUGACUGAUGUAAUGAAUUGACAAUCUUUCCUCAUGUGAGUUCGAGUUCCUGUCUGUUGAG